AUGAGGGUCAAGAGCCUCCUUUUUUCCUUCUUUCUCAUUGUGACGCUCGGGUUUGCGGUCCUGGCGCAAGCCGAGCAGAAGGCGCCCCGAGGACCAAAGAUCACGAAUAGGGUUUAUUUCGAUAUUGAGCAGGGAGGAAAGCCGCUGGGUAGAAUUGUUCUGGGCUUGUACGGCAAGACCGUCCCAAAGACUGCGGAGAAUUUCCGAGCUCUCGCUACGGGAGAGAAAGGCUAUGGCUAUGAAGGCUCUAUCUUCCACCGUGUCAUUAAGGACUUCAUGAUUCAGGGUGGUGAUUUCACCAAGGGCGAUGGUACUGGUGGCAAGUCGAUCUAUGGCAACAAGUUUCCGGAUGAGAACUUCAAGAUUCGUCACAGCAGGAAGGGUCUUCUCAGCAUGGCAAACGCCGGAAAGGACACCAAUGGAUCCCAGUUCUUCAUCACCACCGCCGUGACAAGCUGGCUUGAUGGUCGUCAUGUUGUCUUUGGCGAAGUCCUGGAGGGCUACGACGUUGUUGAGAAGAUCGAGAAUACGAAAACCGGCCCCAAUGACCGGCCUAUUGAGGAGGUCAAGAUUGUCAAGAGUGGCGAGUUGGAUCCCCCUGCUGAAGACCUUUACGGCAACGCUGAGCCAGCCGAUGGCGUUGACUGGCUGGACGCACCCGCAGCAUCCCAGCAGCUCCAUCGUGGAGGCAACAAUGGCACUAAGUCCAUUUCGACUUUAGCCUGGCUGAUUGCUGUUGUGUUCAUCGUCAUGUAUCUGGUCGCCCGUUUCAGGAGAAGAACAAUCGGUAAAGAUGAGAACGCCAUGGCCAAAGGCCUUGUAUAG
Molecule: messenger RNA, 825 nt
Organism: Rasamsonia emersonii CBS 393.64
Lineage: Eukaryota; Fungi; Ascomycota; Eurotiomycetes; Eurotiales; Trichocomaceae
Product: Peptidyl-prolyl cis-trans isomerase
Exons: 8
Coding region: 1-825 (274 amino acids)
Biological process (GO): protein peptidyl-prolyl isomerization; protein folding
Cellular component (GO): fungal-type vacuole; endoplasmic reticulum
Molecular function (GO): peptidyl-prolyl cis-trans isomerase activity
Source: RefSeq, a predicted model, not a curated record